CCUGCAGUGACACAACUGCGUCCUCCGUUGCUAGGUUAUUCUUCCCGGGGAAGGCCGAGCCCACAGCGGGGCUGGUUGGUGUCUUUGGCAAAUUAUUAAAAUAUAGUACAGUUUAGAAAUGAGUCGCUGAGGUGGUCGCAUGACGUGAUUAACACCGGAUACUUUUAUUGUGAAGAGGAGUUUGUUGUCUGUCCGGCUUCGCGUCGCCUGCCUCUUCGCUAGCAUCAAUAAAAAGCUACCAUGGGAGGGACGUCUGUCCUGCGGUGAUGUUUGACCGACACUGUGCCGCUGUGCUCGGCUGUGAGUCCUGCUAACCUCGGCUCCGGUGUGGGUGAGUGACCGGGUGAUGUCCGCCCAGCCUCCGCAGCAGCAGCAGCAGCAGCCCGGGGAGGAUCCAGCAGCAGCAGCCCGCUAACCGCAGAGCCAGCCCGGCUAGCCGAUGCUGAUGACUGGCUGUUUUACUGACAUUGAUUUUCAGAGGGAGGCACCAUGGCCGGUAAGGUGAAGUGGGUGACGGACAUAGAGAAAUCAGUGCUCAUCAACAACUUUGAGAAGAGGGAAUGGAUCCCAGUCACAGAAAACGAGGACUGGAAUUUCUACUGGAUGAGCAUCCAGACCAUCAGGAAUGUGUUCAGUGUGGACACCGGCUACCGCCUGUCAGAUGAACAGAUGGUUAACCACUUCCCCAACCACUAUGAGCUGACCAGGAAGGACCUGAUGAUCAAGAACAUCAAACGCUACCGGAAGGACCUGGAGAAAGAGAGCAGCCCGCUGGCGGAGAAGGACGAGAAUGGAAAAUACAUUUAUCUCGAUUUCGUGCCCGUGACGUUCAUGCUCCCGGCCGAUUACAAUUUGUUUGUGGAGGAGUAUCGAAAGAAUCCGUCCAGCACGUGGAUCAUGAAGCCCUGUGGGAAGGCCCAGGGCAAAGGCAUCUUCCUCAUUAACAAACUGUCCCAGAUAAAGAAGUGGUCCAGAGACAGCCGCACCUCCACGUUUGUAGCAGCUUCUAGUGGUAAGGAAGCGUAUGUGAUCUCCCUGUACAUUGAUAAUCCUCUGCUGAUAGGAGGGAAAAAGUUUGACCUGCGUCUCUACGUCUUGGUGACGACCUAUCGACCUCUGAAAUGCUACAUGUACAAGCUGGGCUUCUGUCGGUUCUGCACAGUGAAGUACACGCCCAGUACGAGUGAACUGGACAACAUGUUUGUCCACCUCACUAACGUGGCCAUCCAGAAACACGGGGACGACUACAACCAUGUUCAUGGAGGCAAGUGGACGGUCAGCAACCUACGUCUGUACCUGGAGAGCACCAGAGGAAAGGAGGUGACGAGCAGACUCUUUGACCAGAUCCACUGGAUUGUGGUGCAGUCGCUGAAAGCUGUGGCUCCCGUGAUGAACAAUGACAAGCACUGUUUUGAAUGUUACGGCUAUGACAUCAUUAUCGAUGACAAGCUGAAGCCGUGGCUUAUUGAGGUCAAUGCGUCUCCCUCGCUCACCUCCAGCACAGCCAAUGACCGCAUCUUGAAGUACAACCUCAUCAACGACACCCUCAACAUCGUCACGCCCAACGGGGAAAUCCCAGACUGCCGCUGGAACCGCAGCCCACCCUGGGAGGCCCUGGGCAACUACCAAGUCCUGUACGACGAGGAGCAGGCACAGAGCGAGAAUGCUGAGCGCGACCUGCGGAGCCGCUCUGGUCAGUCGCUGGGGUCAAAGGGCUCCAAGGGGAGUGCAGGCAUUCGCCCCGCCGCCGCCACCUGGAAAUGAGGCCCUACAAACUGAGUGUAACUUAAGGCAGCAGCGAUGUCGGGCUCCUACGACGACUCCAUGAUCGAUGUCUCCAGUGAUAGCUUCUGGGAGGUCGGCAACUACAAGCGAACAG
This is a messenger RNA of Hippoglossus stenolepis (Pacific halibut), 1879 nucleotides long. RefSeq names its product tubulin tyrosine ligase-like family, member 1 (gene ttll1). The coding region runs from base 490 to 1764 and encodes 424 amino acids. Gene Ontology annotation, biological process: protein polyglutamylation; microtubule cytoskeleton organization. Lineage: Eukaryota; Metazoa; Chordata; Actinopteri; Pleuronectiformes; Pleuronectidae. The record is from RefSeq and is a predicted model, not a curated record. Gene Ontology annotation, molecular function: tubulin binding; tubulin-glutamic acid ligase activity. Gene Ontology annotation, cellular component: cilium. The transcript has 12 exons.